UUCAUCUCCACAUUAAGCCAAAGAUUUUAUUGCAAUUUCUCCCACUUUUUUCUUACAGAUCUGACGUACCAAUUUCAAGAUUUCUUUGCUUCCUCAAAUUAUAGGGAAUUUAUCUCUCGAUUGAAGUAACAAUGGCGUCGCCGUCAGAUCACAAGGCUAACAUCAUUGAUGGUAAAGCAAUUGCUCAAACUAUUCGUUCUGAGAUUGCUUCUGAAGUCCGACUUCUUUCAGAGAAGUAUGGGAAGGUCCCCGGGUUGGCAGUUGUCAUUGUAGGAAAUAGGAAGGAUUCUCAAAGUUAUGUGAACAUGAAGAGAAAAUCUUGUGCUGAGCUUGGCAUUAAGUCUUUUGACAUAGACCUCCCAGAGGAUGUAGCUGAAGCUGAAGUGAUUAGCAAGGUCCAUGAGCUGAAUGCUAAUCCUGAUGUACAUGGCAUACUGGUACAGCUUCCAUUACCAAAACAUAUUAAUGAAGAGAGAGUUCUAGGUGAAAUCAGUCUGGAAAAGGAUGUAGAUGGCUUUCAUCCUCUGAAUAUUGGCAAGCUUGCAAUGAAAGGCAGACAACCUUUAUUCCUCCCUUGCACGCCCAAGGGAUGCAUCGAGCUUUUAGUUCGAAGUGGGAUUAGCAUAAAGGGGAAGAACGCAGUUGUGGUUGGUCGAAGCAAUAUUGUUGGAUUACCAGUUUCUUUGCUCCUUCUGAAAGAAGACGCCACUGUUACUGUAGUCCACUCACGCACCAAGGAACCCGAGAAAAUGAUUCGUGAAGCUGACAUAAUUAUUGCUGCCGCAGGGCAGGCUAUGAUGAUCAAAGGCAGCUGGAUCAAACCCGGUGCUGCAGUAAUUGAUGUAGGAACAAAUGCUGUAGAUGAUCCUACUAGGAAAUCGGGUUAUAGGCUUGUUGGAGAUGUCGAUUUUCAGGAAGCAUGUAAGGUAGCUGGAUGGAUAACUCCAGUUCCGGGAGGUGUUGGACCGAUGACUGUUGCAAUGCUUCUGAAGAAUACAUUGGAUGGAGCUAAACGAGUUAUCGAGAAGUAAACACUUUCUUUGGCUCUGUAGACCAUAAUAAAGAUGUCAAGGCUUCUUACUUAGCUGUUGACAUUACAUUUAGAGAUGUCAAUUACAUUCAAGAAAUAACAAUGAGAUUGUUGUUUUUAUAUGAAGUGUUUGGAA
This is a messenger RNA of Lycium ferocissimum, 1166 nucleotides long. Its product is annotated as bifunctional protein FolD 2. Gene Ontology annotation, molecular function: methylenetetrahydrofolate dehydrogenase (NADP+) activity; methenyltetrahydrofolate cyclohydrolase activity. Bases 132 to 1031 code for a protein of 299 amino acids. Gene Ontology annotation, cellular component: cytosol. Gene Ontology annotation, biological process: tetrahydrofolate interconversion. NCBI's taxonomy places the organism in Eukaryota, Viridiplantae, Streptophyta, Magnoliopsida, Solanales, Solanaceae. The record is from RefSeq and is a predicted model, not a curated record. The transcript is spliced from 6 exons.